Messenger RNA from Ceratina calcarata, 1980 nucleotides. It is a transcript of the gene MED28, whose product is annotated as mediator complex subunit 28. Gene Ontology annotation, cellular component: mediator complex. NCBI's taxonomy places the organism in Eukaryota, Metazoa, Arthropoda, Insecta, Hymenoptera, Apidae. The transcript is spliced from 4 exons. The coding region runs from base 357 to 1166 and encodes 269 amino acids. The record is from RefSeq and is a predicted model, not a curated record.
UAUAUACUGAGGUACAAGCAAGUGCGUGAAGGUGAAAUGCGACGGAAGAAAUUUAGUAGACGAUCGAAGAUAAUCGAAGAUUCUUUGAUCGUUUUCUAACACGCUGUUGUGACUUGGAACAAGAGAACAUCGAGAACUGUGCCUGAUGUAUUUGUUGACAAUCGUGUUCAACGUUCCGUUUAGUUGUAAAGUUUUAUCGCGCCGCCUUUUGUUUGACACACGUGUGUGCUCGUUACGGACUUGCAAGUUCUGUUCCAAACGUUGAUAAUGAACAACGGAUCCGACACCUUGGAAUUGGAUUAACCAUUGUUAACCACAUAUUUAUGCGUAUAUGAAGCACCAGGGGUAUACAUAUAAUGGCGACACCCACUAAUGGCAACGGUAACCUGAUCGAUGAAUUUGAAGAAGCGUUUCAGCAAUGUUUGAGUAUAUUGAUAACGAAAGACGAAGGAUUAGGAAGCAAUGGGAUCGGUGUGUCCGGCGGUUUGACCGUGGACAAGGAGGAAGCAAGAAGCGAAGUUGAUCAAGUUACUCUAAGGUUCAUAGAUCUGGCUAAACAAAUGGAAGCUUUUUUCCUGCAGAAAAGAUUCUUGUUAUCUGCACUGAAACCGGAGCUAGUUGUGAAAGAGGACAUAAAUGACCUCAGGGUAGAAUUAGCUCGCAAAGAAGAUUUGAUAAAGAGACAUUACGACAAGAUCACGGUAUGGCAGAAUCUGUUGGCAGAUCUGCAAGGGUGGGCAAAGUCUCCGGCACAAGGUCCAGUUCCUAACGGCUUACCGAACGGUGCACAGAGUGGGCAAAGCCAACAGGCAGGAAACGGAGGUGGAAAUGCAGCCAUGCAACAGCAGCAACAAAUGCUGCAGCAUCAGCAGCAGCUCCAGCAACAACAACAGUUGCAACAUCUACAGCAACAUCAAAUGCAACAGCAACAACUUCACCAGCAACAGGUGCAGCAAGGAUCCGGUGCUCCUCCUACUUCGGGACUUCAAGGUGUCGGUGUAUCAGUUGCACAACAGGGAAUGUUCAUGACUCAAGGAGGGGUAGGAGUAGCUGGUGCACGUGCGGGAUUCCCUGUUGCAGGUGUUGGAAGUAGCGCGCUCCAGGGUCCGCUCGCUUUCCUGGAAAAGACAACGAGCAAUAUAGGGAUGCCCGAGAGGCGGAGUUGACGCGGAAGGGGGAGGGGCCGGGGUCGGGGUCGAGGAAAAGGCCGAGGAAGAGGACGAGGCGGAAGCGGAAAUUUGCCUCCGCCGCCACCGCUUCUCGAUGCUUCGGACCCGUCGUCGUAUGCUGCUGCUGCCGCAGUCGCUGCGGCAGCGCCCCUUCCCUCUCCACAGCAGCAGCCACCACCGCCUUGUACAUGAACAACAAAUUACGUUUGUUUAAAGGUGUAAAAUAUCGUCCCUAGAACUUGGAAAGUCAUCACGACCGCGGAACGGUAUUCCCCGGUCGCUGGGUUUUGUUUUCCAGGGUUGGUGCAAGAUGACCGAGUUGAUUCAUCAAGAUAGAAAUCGUUUUCUGAUGUGCUCGUGUACAAUUAAAAGAACGUGCACGACGCUUGUACAUCGAUUAACUGAGUUACACAAGGUUUCUGUUAAAUCGUCUAUUAUUAAAAGUAGCGUUCUUUUCUCCCUGAGACGAGUAUUUUCUAUUCGUUUUCCAAAUUGUGUUUACAUUGAAGACGAAUGCAAAAACGUAAAGGAAAUACAACACCCUGUUCUGUUCAAGGGGAUAAGCGGCAAGGACUGUACAUACGUAACGAGAGCGUAACGAUUAAGAUAUUAGCAUAAAUUUCACGUGUAUAUAGAAUAAGAAGCACGAACUUGCAUAUAAUAAGACAUGUUGUAUUUUAUUCUAAUAAGUUCCGAUAAUUAUUAGCACUGUUACAAAAAAGGUGUAUUAUUUUACACAAUAUUAAUUAGUAAAACAUCGGAUGUAUUUCAAACAUGACACAAAUAAAAUAUAAAUUGCCCAAAUUCAAAA